Messenger RNA from Plasmodium coatneyi, 621 nucleotides. RefSeq lists its product as uncharacterized. The record is from RefSeq and is a predicted model, not a curated record. The coding region runs from base 1 to 621 and encodes 206 amino acids. The transcript is spliced from 3 exons. NCBI's taxonomy places the organism in Eukaryota, Apicomplexa, Aconoidasida, Haemosporida, Plasmodiidae.
AUGUGUUAUUGGUUUUCCCUUUUUUAUAAAAUGAAAUUUGUUUUCCUCCUUCUGUUGUAUGCCCUUUUAAAAAGCGCCCUUUGCGAAAUCAAAGAAUUAAGUUAUCAUGAAUUUCACCGAAUGUUAACCACAGAAAAGAAGGAUCCCAAAAAAAUAUAUGCUCUUGAUAGUAAGCCAAAUUUUAAAAGCGUAAAUUCUUUUCAGGAUUUCUUACAUUUGAAGACCGACGUUGACUUCGUUCUAUAUGUCUAUGCCAAGUGGGACACGGACUCCAACAAUCUGAUCACCGUUUUCCGCGAAGUUGCAAGAAUAAUAGCGGAAAAUAAAAUAAAAAUCGAUUUUUACACCUUCAACAUUGAUAAUGCCAAGGAGUUGUGCAAUUUUAUGAAUAUCAAAACUUUGCCUGUUAUACUAUACGUCUCGUCUGUGCAUAAGAAGAAAUACAACUCCCUCCUUUACAAAGUUUUGAGCUCGAGCAAGGAUGUGAGAAUAAGCAACGCCUUCAGGUAUAAUGGAGACAUGUACUGCUACGAAUACAUCGUGGAAUGGAUAGAGGCACAUCACUACUUUACCCGAGCGGUCACGUUGGCAAAAAAAUUAUUUCAAUGGAGGAAGAAGUAA